GAAAGAUAGCAGGGUGAUCUGUCACACUCUCUCAGUCCAACUCACCUCACAGGAUUGUUGCUGUCAGAAAAAUAAAAGGAAGAUAUAUUGAAUCUAUGUUCUGCUUUAAGUUAUAUGCAAAACUAAUAAAGUUGGGAUAUAAAUAAAUAUAGAAGAAACAGAUGUGGAAAGUGCCAAUCAGCCAAGGUACCCCAAUUUUCCUCCCCUCCUUCAUGCAAAAGAGGCCUUUGUAUUUUCCAGUACUCCCCAAAUGCAAUAAAGGCACCACUGGAUGGAACUGUAGAAGUGAGAAAACAGUGCUGGGAACAAGUACAUGCAAGCUUUUGUGAUUAUUUUCUUCAAUUAACUGCUGCCACGGGGAUAUGUUCUUCUUGAAAGUCUAAGAGUAAUAAAAGUUCCAUUGGAAAAGUUAGUAACAGGGAACAAGAUGGACAAUCUAAUAAAUGGAACAAAUGAAGUAUCUACCACCACUGAAUAUGACUAUAGUGAUAUGGUAACACCAUGCCAAGCGAAGGCUGUCCAAAAAUUUGGUUCCAAUAUCCUGCCAACCCUUUAUUCUUUGGUGUUCAUCUUUGGUCUUUUGGGUAACAUGCUAGUUGUACUGAUUCUAAUCAAAUAUAAGAAAUUCAAGAGUAUGACUGAUAUAUACCUAUUAAAUUUAGCCAUUUCUGAUUUACUUUUCAUUUUCUCAAUCCCAUUUCGGAUUCACUAUGUAGUAGAUGAGUGGGUAUUUGGAGAUGCAAUGUGCAAAAUUAUUUCUGGAAUCUACUUUUUAAGCUUCUACAGUGGAAGUUUUUUCAUAAUCCUCUUGACUAUUGAUCGGUAUUUGGCAAUAGUCUAUGCAGUGUUUGCAUUAAAAGCCAGAACUGUAUUCUAUGGCAUCAUCACAAGCAUUAUUACCUGGGGCCUGGCAAUUCUAGCCUGUUCACCAGGAAUAAUCUUUAAUACUGCACAAGGAGAAAAUGAGAGGAUAACAUGCUCUUUUCAUUUUCCUCAUCAAAGUCACUUUGUAUGGAAUAUGUUCUUUACAUUGGAACUGAACUUCAUAGGCUUGAUUUUUCCGAUGAUGGUUAUGACUUUCUGUUAUGCAUGCAUUAUAAACACUUUGCUGAGGUGCAGAAAUGAGAAGAAGAACAAAGCAGUCAGGCUUAUUUUUAUCAUAAUGAUUGUUUACUUUCUUUUCUGGGCCCCAUAUAAUGUUGCUCUUCUGAUCCAGUUGUUCCAAAGUGAUUUAUCCCUUGAUAACUGCAGCAAGUUAAGUAGUAUUGGUAUAGCAAUUCAAGUGACCGAAACACUUGCAAUAGCUCAUUGUUGUAUCAAUCCUGUGAUCUAUGCUUUUGCUGGUGAGAAAUUUAGAAAAUAUACUAUUAUCUUUUUCCGAAAACAUGGUGGUCACCAUCUCUCAAAAUACUGUAUCUUUCUAUAUCGAGAACCUCUGGAACGGGCCAGUUCCACGUAUUCUCAUUCUACUGGAGAACAAGACAUUUCAGCAGUCUUGUAAAGCAUAUAUUUAGGGGGGAAAAUGAGUGUUUUUUAUUGGUGCAUUUUUAUGGACCUCUUCAAUACAGGUAGUUCUCAACUUAUGACCACAACUGCCCAACAUUUCUACUGCUGAGUGAGACAUUUGUUAAGUGAGUUUUGUUCCAUUUAACGACCUUCCUUGCCACAAUUAAGUAAAUCACUGAAGUUGUUAAGUUAGUAACAUGGUUAAGUGAAUCUUCCCCAUUGAUUGACUUUACUUGUCAGAAGUUGGCAAAGGGGAUCAUAUGACCCAGGAACACUGGAACCUUCAUAAAUAUGAAUCAGUUGCCUAGUAUCUGAAUUUUGAUCAUGUGAUCAUGGGGAUGCUGCAAUGGUCAUAAGUCAAAAAUUAUCAUAAAUCACUUUUUUCAGUGCCAUUGUAAUUUCAAAAGGGUCACUAAGUGAACAGUUGUAAAUCAAGGACUACCUGUACUGCAUUUAAAAAUUCCUUUCAAAGGAGUCAAUACAACUUUGAUGUGAAAGGAUAUGUUGAAAGGUAUGGAUAAAGAUUUGUUUUGCUAUGUUAAUUCACAAACCAACCAUAUAUCAAUGUUCAUAUAACAUCAGUUGAAUAAUUAUAAAUGUAAUAAGGCAUUUUGCAAUAAGAGCAUUUGAGAUAAGUUUUUUUAAAUUUUUUAAAUAUUUUAUUAUGACACAAUAUGACAAACAAAUAACAUAAACAUAUAAAUAUAUUCUAUUUUUUAAACAAUGUUUCUUAGUGGUUUUCUUUCUGUUUUAUAUCCCCCCAUAUCUCUUUUACUGUUUUAUUUUCUUCAUUGUCCCUUUUUCUUUAUUUACAUUGUCUUUUCUAACAGUAAUAGCCUUACUUUUAUACAUUUCUAUAUAUUUGUUAUAUACAUAUUUUACAUUUCUAGUUUCUCUAUAUAUAUUUUGAUCUUUAUUUCUAGCCUCAAGCCAUUCACACCAUUCGUUCCAAAUUAUGUAAUAAUCUGUUUCUUCUUUUUCUUUAAAUUCUUUUGUUAACUUGUCCAUCUUGGCACAUUCUAAAACUUUUCCUAUCACUUCAUCAUCUGUUGGCAUCCUUUCCUGUUUCCAAUUUUGUGCAUAUGUUAUUCGUGCAGCUGUUAUGAUGUGUAAAAUCAGGUAUUUUAUUUCUUUGGUAUAUGAUCUCAUGAAUAUUCCUAAUAAAAAUGUUUCCGGCUUUCUUUCAGUUGGUUGGUUUGUUAUCUUUUCUAGCCAUUUCUUUAUAUUUGCCCAAAAAUUUUUUGCUGCCGGGCACAACCACCAUAGUUGGUAAUAUGUUCCAUGAGUUUUCUUGCACUUCCAACACGUUGAGGUAUUAUUUGGCAACAUCUUUGCAAGUCUUGAUGGUGGAAGGUGCCAUCUAUAGAGCAUCUUCAGCUGGUUUUCCUUGUAUGCUGCGGAUAAUGCUAGUUUUGAAUUUACUUGCCGCAUUGUUUCCCAUCAUUUGAAUUAAGUUUCGAGUAUCUUUUGCAGCAGGACAUAUGUUUACUAAUUCUAACACAAUAUGAAUGACCAUGUAGCUUAAUUCAGUGACAUUUAAUGUGUUCCAGUUCCUUGUAAAAGCAAGACUUCCUCUUCUUUAAAUUCAUUAAGGCUGCAAUUCUGCCUAUACUUUCCUAGGAAGAAAACAGCUACAAGU
This is a messenger RNA of Ahaetulla prasina, 3145 nucleotides long. Its product is annotated as C-C chemokine receptor type 5-like. The coding region runs from base 428 to 1501 and encodes 357 amino acids. The record is from RefSeq and is a predicted model, not a curated record. The transcript has 4 exons. Gene Ontology annotation, cellular component: cytoplasm; membrane. Lineage: Eukaryota; Metazoa; Chordata; Lepidosauria; Squamata; Colubridae. Gene Ontology annotation, molecular function: C-C chemokine receptor activity. Gene Ontology annotation, biological process: G protein-coupled receptor signaling pathway; immune response; inflammatory response.